This is a messenger RNA of Scheffersomyces stipitis CBS 6054, 1275 nucleotides long. RefSeq names its product TauD/TfdA dioxygenase family protein (gene TCD5.2). The record is from RefSeq and is a predicted model, not a curated record. Gene Ontology annotation, cellular component: cytoplasm. NCBI's taxonomy places the organism in Eukaryota, Fungi, Ascomycota, Pichiomycetes, Serinales, Debaryomycetaceae. Bases 1 to 1275 code for a protein of 424 amino acids. Gene Ontology annotation, molecular function: 2-oxoglutarate-dependent dioxygenase activity. The transcript has a single exon.
AUGGCUCCUCCUGCUGCUACCUCAUCUUCCGCCCCAACUGAAGACGACAUUGAACAAACCGUCAGAAAGUUGGCUGCCUUGAAGCCAAUCGGCCACAGAUUUUCCAACAAUGCUAAGACUGGUCCUCAAUUGGAAUGGUUAGCAAAGUUGCCAGAACCUGCUAGAAAAAGAUUUGAAAAGGCAGGUAUUGAUUUGUCCAACGGUUAUCCUGUUAUUCCUAAAUCGGAAGAUAUUCCAAAGUUUGUUGAUGAAGCAUUUGAAAUCAGAAACAAGGACUAUCCAUACAUUGAAAGGGGUGCAAAUGCCGACCCUGAGAAGAAGGCAUUGUUUGGAGCUGCCAAAGAAGUUAGACACUUGACCAAGCACCUUGGUACAGAAAUUGUAGGUUUGCAGUUGAGCGACUUGAACGACAAGCAAAAAGACGAAUUGGCCUUGUUGGUGGCUGAAAGAGUUGUCGUCUUUUUCAGAAACCAAGACUUGUCUCCUCAGAAGCAAUUGGAAUUGGGUGAAUACUGGGGUCAAGUUGAAAGACACCCACAAGCUCCACACGUUCCAUUGCCAAUCCCUGAAGGUACUGAAACUAUUGCCAAGGGUAGUGGUGUCAGUGUAAUCUGGAGAAAGUUUUUCAGCGAAUUCUAUGGAUUCCCUGGUGGUUUCAGGAAGAAGUCCAUCACCUCAGGCUGGCACACUGAUUUGGUCCAUGAGCAUCAACCAGCAGGUAUCACCCACUUGCACAACGACACGAUUCCAAAGACUGGAGGUGACACUGCAUGGGCAUCUGGUUAUGCUGCAUACGACAAGUUGUCUCCAGCCUUGCAAAAGUUCCUUGACGGAAAGACAGCUAUCUACCGUUCCGCUCACCAGUACCUUGACCGUGAAAAUCCAUUGAAGGGACCAAAGUACAUCGAAAGAGAGCACCCUAUUGUGAGAACCCAUCCUGCCACUGGCUGGAAGUACUUGUUCGUCAACAGAUCCAUGACUGACAGAAUUGUGGGUUUGGAACCAGGUGAAUCCAAGGUUAUUUUGGAGUACUUGUUCUCAGUCUACGAGAAGAACUUGGACAUUCAAGUGAGAUUCCAAUGGCAACCUACAAACGAAGGCUUUGGAACUUCUGCUAUCUGGGAUAACAGAGUUUCUCAGCACAAUGCUAUUUCUGACUACGACUUCGAUGGCGAUGAACGUCAUGGAACUAGAGUCACUUCUUUAGCUGAGCUUCCUUACUUCGACCCCAAGUCCAAGUCUCAAAGAGAAGCAUUGGGCUUGUCGUUAGAUUAG